AUGGGUAAAUCAUCAUCUAAGGCUGCUAAGGCUACAAAGGUCUCCAAGAAGGAAUCCAAGAAGGUUGUUAAGAAGGAAGAAUCCUCAUCUUCUGAAUCUUCAUCAGACUCUGACUCCUCAUCAGACUCAUCUUCCGAUUCUGAAUCUGAAUCUGAAUCUGAAACCGCUAAGUCUGAAUCUGCUAAGUCAGACUCUUCUGAUUCUGAUUCUUCUUCAGGCUCAGAUUCCGACUCCGACUCUUCAGACUCCGACUCUGAUUCCGAUUCCGAUUCCUCCGACGAAGAAGAAGAAGAAAAGAAGGAAGAAGUCAAGGUUGUUAAGAAGGAAGCUAAGAAGGAAGUCGCCAAGAAGGAAGAAUCUUCUGAUUCUUCAGAUUCUGACUCCGACUCCGACUCUUCAUCUUCAUCAUCUUCUGAUUCCGACUCAUCAUCAGACUCCGACUCCGAUUCCGACUCAGAUUCCGAUUCCGACUCUGAAGAAAAGGAAGCUCCAUCUAAGAAGAGAGCUGCUGAAUCAUCUUCAUCUGAAUCAUCUUCUGCCUCCACUUCCCCAGAAGCUGAAGCUGCCCCAGCUCCAAAGAGAGCUAAGUUGGACGAAGAACCAGGUACUUUGUUUGCUGGUAGAUUAUCGUGGAACAUUGACGACGAUUGGUUAAAGAGAGAAUUCGAACAUCUCGAAGGUGUUGUUGGUGCUAGAGUUAUCAUGGAAAGAGCCACUGGUAAGUCAAGAGGUUACGGUUACGUUGACUUUGAAUCUAAGUCUCAAGCCGAAGCUGCUUUACAAGAAAUGCAAGGUAAGGAAAUUGACGGUAGACCAAUUAACUUAGACAUGUCCACUGGUAAGCCACAUCAAUCUAACCCAAGAAAUGACAGAGCCAAGCAAUUCGGUGACGUCCCAUCCCAACCAUCAGACACUUUAUUCAUUGGUAACUUGUCAUUCAAUGCUCAAAGAGACAACUUAUUCAACAUUUUCGGUGAAUAUGGUUCAGUUAUUUCAUGUAGAAUUCCAACCCACCCAGACACUGAACAACCUAAGGGUUUCGGGUACGUUCAAUUCUCCUCAUUAGAUGAAGCCAAGGCUGCUUACGAAGCUUUGAACGGUGAAUACAUUGAAGGACGUGCAUGUAGAUUAGACUACUCUACACCAAAGGAACCAAGCCAAGGUGGUUUCGGUGGAAACAGAGGUGGCUUCGGCGGUAACAGAGGUGGAAGAGGUGGAUUUGGUGGUAACAGAGGUGGAUUCGGUGGUCGUGAAAGACAACAAGGACCUCCAAGAACUGGUGCCAACAAUGCCGAAUUCAAGGGUACCAAGAAGACCUUCGAUUAA
Dujonia railenensis is the source of this 1326-nucleotide messenger RNA. The record is from the annotation of a GenBank genome assembly. Lineage: Eukaryota; Fungi; Ascomycota; Pichiomycetes; Serinales; Debaryomycetaceae.